Crotalus tigris (Tiger rattlesnake) is the source of this 3625-nucleotide messenger RNA. It is a transcript of the gene EPN2, whose product is annotated as epsin 2. Gene Ontology annotation, biological process: endocytosis. Gene Ontology annotation, molecular function: phospholipid binding; clathrin binding. The record is from RefSeq and is a predicted model, not a curated record. The transcript has 9 exons. The coding region runs from base 328 to 2097 and encodes 589 amino acids. Gene Ontology annotation, cellular component: endosome; clathrin vesicle coat; plasma membrane. NCBI's taxonomy places the organism in Eukaryota, Metazoa, Chordata, Lepidosauria, Squamata, Viperidae.
UCGCUCGCUCCCCCUCCCUGCCCUGCCUCCUCCCCCGGCGGGGCCGCCAUGUUGGAUGGCGCGUGUGGGCGGCGGGUGUCAGAGGCGGCGGCGGCGGGCGGCGGAGCCCCGAGCCGAGCCAGGCCCGCCAGCAGCAGGUCAAGCUUCCCAGUUUCUUUUGCACCUUUGAUGAGGAGAAGAAAUGACUUUAUCAGAAAUUGCUCCAAGUCGGGUGGUGCCCUUGCUCUGUCUUCCUGUCCGAGGGACUUGCAGAGGGGAAAGCGCCGCGGCGGCCAAUCCCUAAGGACUUUCGGGAGGAAUCUGCCUUGACGGGAGCAGGAGAUAAAAAUGACAACUUCGUCGAUUAGGCGGCAGAUGAAAAACAUUGUGAACAAUUAUUCAGAGGCCGAAAUUAAAGUCCGGGAAGCAACUUCCAAUGAUCCCUGGGGUCCCUCCAGCUCCUUAAUGACCGAAAUUGCAGACCUGACUUACAACGUGGUAGCCUUCUCUGAAAUCAUGAGCAUGAUCUGGAAGCGGCUGAACGACCAUGGCAAGAAUUGGAGGCACGUUUACAAGGCUUUAACCCUGCUGGAUUACCUGAUCAAAACUGGGUCAGAGCGGGUGGCCCAGCAGUGCAAAGAGAACAUCUUUGCCAUCCAGACUUUGAAAGAUUUUCAGUACAUUGACCGGGAUGGGAAGGACCAGGGCAUCAACGUGCGUGAGAAGUCCAAGCAGUUGGUCUCCCUGCUGAAGGACGAUGAGCGGCUCAAGGCAGAGAGGGCCCAGGCCCUAAAGACCAAAGAGCGCAUGGCUCAAGUGGCCAUCGGAGUGGGCAGCAACCAGAUCUCCUUUGGCCGAGGGUCCAGCCAGCCUAAUCUGUCCACCAGCUACUCUGAGCAAGAGUACGGCAAAUCUGGAGGCUCUCCAGCUUCCUACCAUGGGUCUACAUCACCAAGAGUGUCUUCAGAACUGGAGCAGGCCCGACCUCAGACCAGCGGGGAAGAGGAACUCCAGCUGCAGCUGGCUUUGGCCAUGAGCAGAGAAGUGGCAGAACAGGAAGAGCGCCUGCGCCGAGGAGACGAUUUGAGGUUGCAGAUGGCCUUGGAAGAAAGUCGCAGAGAUACUGUCAAAAUUCCCAAAAAGAAGGAGCAGCACACAGCUUUGCUGGACCUCAUGGAUGCGCUGCCCUCUUCUGCCACCUCCGCCCCAAAAGGGGAGCCUUGGAAGCCCCCAGCUGCAGUCAACAAAACUGACCCUUGGGGGGGUCCUCCAGUCAGCACUGCCACCUCUGAUCCAUGGCAAUCGUUCGGUGCCAAACCAGCCACCUCUGUUGAUCCGUGGGGAGCCCCUGCAGCAUCCUCAGCUGCCCAGCCUCUCCCAAAGAAUGCUGAUCCUUGGGCUCCUUCCCAGCCCUCCUCCGUGGCAACAAAGACAGCCGUGGACCCCUGGGGACCAGCACCAGUAAACAAGCCAAUUUCUGCUUCUAGUAGUAAAUCUUUCGACCUCUUCAGCAAUUUGAAUGGGACAAUUAAAGACGACUUUUCUGAAUUUGACACCCUUCGAACUUCUAACAAGCAAGGUUCUGCUUUGUCAGCUCAGAACAGUGGGACCACCAGCCCCGCCCUCUCGGACUCCCUGCCAGCCGGCUCCUCCUCCUCCAGUCAACAGGGCGGCGCUCGGAGGACCCCCGAGUCUUUCUUGGGCCCCAAUGCUGCUUUGGUGAAUCUGGACUCCCUGGUAUCUAAGCCCCCCCAGCCAGCACCAUCCCUUAAUCCGUUCUUGGCUCCGGGAUCGUCGUCGUCGGCUUCUCCUUCUCCGGCCGCAGUCAACCCCUUCCAAGUGAAUCAGCCGCAGCCCCUCACUCUCAAUCAGAUGCGGGCCAGCCCCAUCCUCGGGGGUAGCCUGUCCUUCAACGCUGCGCCGGGGCUGGAACCGGGGCCCCUUCCUUCUGUGGCUCUGCCCCCCUUGCCAGCCGUGGGCCCCGUGACCUCUCUAACCAGGAUGGGCCCGGGAGUAAGCGUGGGCACAAUGGGCUCAGUGGCUCAGCCUGUCCACCACCCGGGAAUUCCCCCCUCGAUCUCUCAGCCGGCCAACGCGACUAACCCUUUCCUCCUCUAGAGGAGGCCUGGAGCGUGAAGCCUCCCUGGGAAAGGCGGGCAGGACAUUGGAGGUGAACCGCAAGCGCCGGAGACGGGGGCGGCUAGGCUGUCUGGCUGCCGGAGCUUUCUGCGGGAGCUCCGGUGCCCUUGGCCGUUCCCCGAGACCCGCCCACAUGCUGCAGAGGGUACUUUUUGUUUGGGUUCUUGGCAGCCUGGCAGAAACGCCUUGGCGUGUGUCACCAAAGUCAGUUUCUGCUCCCUCCCCUUCCUCCUUUUUUGUUAAUCAUUUCAACAUAAUAGGAAGACUUUGCCAUCUUAAAUAGCUCCCUGUGUUGUUUUGUAGACCAUACGCCGCACUCUGAAGUGCCACAGCCUGAGCCAGCCAGAUCCCAUGCUUGUAAAAACACAUUUGAGACUCAAGAGUGCUAGUGAACAUGGUUUGCACAUAAACCAUAUUCUCUUCUAGACUGUUGGUUCACCCAUAGUCCUUAUAUCAGUCUUGACAAAAGAAGUAUCUGGCCAGCCCAGGCCUUUGUUUUCUGUAUAUCCUCACACACUAAAAUGUUGUCGAGCAAAACUCUGCCUCCCUUCCCCCCCCCCUGAGAAUCAGGUGGGGGGGUGGUUGGGCGAACUUAUCCAGAGGAGGAGACCCGAAGCAAGCUCUGUGAAGUCCUGCAAGUUUUUGUGAAACCCCGCAAGUGUGCCGUUUUGUACGCAGUGUUGAAUUUCUACACUUCUACGGACUGUCCACAACCUCCGUCUGAAUGGCUGGCAUGCUGCACUUGUGUUCAGGACCGUUUUUGGCUCUGCUUUCUGAUGGUGACUUCAUUUGGAAAUUAAUUGCUCUUUUACUUUGACUUGCAAUGCAAGGUUUAAAAAAGCAUAUGGUGGGGGAUACAGAGGUAAUAGGGCGACUCGGGAACUGAUUUGGGGUGACCUUUUGUUAUUAUGCAGUAAUCCUUGUCUACUUUUGCACUUUUAAGGAUAGGGCCGUUUUGGAUUUGAGUUCGUCAGGUCAGCGUUCUGUUUUCACUCUUGCUAAUUUUUAUAAUGUUCUUAUUUAACAGUCAAUAGUUUUGAUAGACUUAUCAGGUUUAGUGGAAAAAUUAAGAUACUGUCUUUCUUUUCCAAUUCUUUUCUUUUUUUGAUUUAAUGUUUCUUAUUUAUAUAUAAAUAUUUUAGCUCUUGGUUUUCAUAAAGAGAAUUUUAAAGGGAGUAUCGACAAACCUGCUUUUGAACAAAGACAUUUGUAUUGAAAAAAAUUGGAAAAGCUCCUGUAACAUAAAUUUUGAGAGGAAUAUGGCUAAGGUGACAUUUAAAAAGGAAAACACUACAGUUGCCUUUCAGAUUCCCAGUUUUAUGAAUACAUCUCUCCACUUUGUGUAAAAAAACAAAACAAAACCUCCUGGAAGCUUUUGAGAGGUUGAAGAUCAUGGAAAAUAAAUGACUUCUCUCUUGUAAUACUUUCAGCAACUUAAAAAUAAAACAAAACAUUACUGUAUGAAUGUUACUUUUAAUUAACUAAACUCUUCUAACUAAAGAAUGCA